GGAAGCUUUAAAUCUGAUGUAUGGAGGCCAAAAUGAUCAAGUUUUGUGUCUGGUUGAGUGUUCUGUAAAUGUCAGUUACAUCCAUGAUGAUACAUGGCUUCCAAAGUUCCCUGAGGUUCAUCUCCAUCCCAGUCAAGCCUAAAGGGAGAAAGAACAUGGAGAAAGGUUUUUCUAACCACUUAACCUAUUUUCUGGCUGCUGGUGCUGUUAUUUUGGGAAUUGGUUUCUUUGCUUUGGCAUCAGCUUUGUGGUUCCUGAUUUGCAAACGAAGAGAAAUAUUUCAAGAUUACAAGUUUAAAACAAUUGAUGAGAGAUGCAGACAAAGACCAUCAAAGGCAAAGAUUAAAUCUCAGUGUGUUUUUAUUUCUCAAAAUUUUCAUACUGGAAAUUUCCAAUUACAGGAGGAGCAAAGAAAAAAGGAAAGAGCACAUAAAAAAGCAAUUAAAGAUUAUUCUGAAGAUGAAUUCUGCCUUGCAACAAAAAUGGUCAUUUGUGACUCCUCAGAGACUAGCUCGGCAACAAAUCCCGGCAGUGUUACCUUAAGCUUAUCAACGUUACCAUCUGAUUCUUAUUACAGCCAAAGUAUAGAAGUAACUGAUGACUGGUUUUCUGAUGAUUCCCUAGAGAAAAAGAGCCCUCCAAUGCCUUUUCUCAGGGAGCCUGUAAUGGAGAAAGUAUUUUCAUACUUGUCAGCCAUUCCAUUAGAAGAAUGUACUGGAAAUGUACUAAAUAUGACACUUUAUGAUGGUCAAAAAGAUGACAACAUUAAGGGAAUAUUUACACGAAGAAAUACAGAGGUUGAAAUACAAAACCUUCAACAUAAUAUUGAAUGACUUUUUUCUUUUGA
Molecule: messenger RNA, 847 nt
Organism: Lagenorhynchus albirostris (white-beaked dolphin)
Lineage: Eukaryota; Metazoa; Chordata; Mammalia; Artiodactyla; Delphinidae
Gene: C2H1orf185
Product: chromosome 2 C1orf185 homolog
Exons: 6
Coding region: 69-833 (254 amino acids)
Source: RefSeq, a predicted model, not a curated record